AUGGCUCUUACUACUGAUCCCAAUCAACAACCUCAACUUCCUCCGCAUCCCUAUGCCAACCGAAUUUUAAACAAUACCCAAAAUAAUACAAGUAACAUCGCGAUGAUGAAUCCCAACGUCAUGACCGGAUACCCAACGCUCCAGGCCGCAACCACUCAGGGUGGUGGUGGAAACAACAAUAUGGUACAAUUACCAGUGCUUCCUCAUCAACAACAAGUGUAUCCAACAUUGCAAGGAGGAUCCACAUUGUACACUCAACAACAACAAACUCCAAAUCAACCUCUUCCACCUGUUCAAUAUGUUGGAGCAACAACAAAUCAAAUUCAACCACAAUUUGUACAAUCACAACAAACACAACAGCAACCACAAAUAGUUACCAUCACCUCGACAACAACUGAGAACGGUGGUGUUGCUCAGGCCAGUACCGAGGAUUCUACAUUGAGACUCGCAGGACGAUCCAUUGCGAGACAAAUGUGGGAAAAGUUGAAGAAGAGAGCUCGUUCUCCAACUGCUCUCAUCGGUUCCUUGUUCAAUUUGUUGUGUUUGACUCUCUUCUUUGAAGUUAUUUGUAUUCUUGCAUUGAGUUUCUCAGGCGCUUACGUUCCAGCUCAUCUCCAUGUUGUGUUUUGGAUCAUGCUCGCUAUUGAAAUUGUCUCCAUGUUGUUGAAGUCUCCUAUUCUCAUGUUGCUCAACUUGAUUCUCAACUUUACAUGUUUUGUGAUGGCCAUUGUUGCCUCCAAGACUUCCUUUCUUAGUUUGCAAGGAUAUGGAAUUGCCAUUGCCUUGUUCUUCUUCUCUGGUAUUUUCUCCAUUCGUUUGGGUGUGAGAUAUCUUCAGAAAGUCAAUGCUCAAAAGACUGCUGCUGUUGAAGCUGCUGAGAAUGGUGGACAAAUUUCACAAGCCACAACUGAGACUCUCCAAUCUCAAAACCCAUUCCUUGCUUUGGUUGAUUCUCUGAAAAAGAAUCAAAAGAUUGCCAUGGAGUACCAGAUUUCUGAUCUUUUCAUUGGAGCUGAGUAA
Naegleria fowleri is the source of this 1020-nucleotide messenger RNA. RefSeq lists its product as uncharacterized. The coding region runs from base 1 to 1020 and encodes 339 amino acids. NCBI's taxonomy places the organism in Eukaryota, Heterolobosea, Eutetramitea, Acrasida, Naegleriidae. The transcript has a single exon. The record is from RefSeq and is a predicted model, not a curated record.